GUUAGAGCAGCGGUUCCUAAACUUUGGGGCUGAAACUUAAUCCAGUUAAAGUGGUGGAAGGGGUAAACACUUGUAAUAUGAGCCAAAGGUGCCUACAAACUCUGGUUCUGAGCUCUGGACUGAGCACUAUAACAACAUGAAAAGCUUUGCACUUUAUAAAUGAAAGCCAGGCUUAAAAAGAAUUCUGGAAAAAAACAGCCUUAUCUGAAAUGAAUUGAGCAGGUAAAACCCAGCCAUAGGCCAACUACUUGCACUGCCCCCAUCCUCACGCCCUGAGCAGCCAUUCCAUUAGUACAGACAGCCUGCCAAUGAGAAGUGCCAUGUAGUGCUGCGCGCUGACAGCUCUCCCCGUCCUAUUGUAGUGCAACAGUGACAGCUUGUACUCCAGUCCUCCACACACUGACAAGUCUCCUUGGCGGGUAGUACUAGAAAUACUGCCAGCUGCUAGUGCCUGUAGGUAGAGAGCGGGGUACAGACACUGUACAGACAGAAUCGCAGUGUUCUACACGACACAGUAGCGGCAGCAAGACGCAUACACACACUCCUCUGCUCUCCCAUGCGUUAAAGAGCGUCGCAUAUCCAGCCAUGAAUUCCCGCCACAUGCCCGCCCGGUGUAUGACAUAACAUGCACACUGACGGCCGUCCCUAUAGGCAGCGAGCGGGCUGCAGAAUUUUCCGGAUCUGGCUCUCGGCGCCUGGAUCCCAAAGCCCAGUCCGGCCCGUAGCUACACGCCUGAGCUCAGGGGCGCCGCCUGCCGCCGCCGCUCCACAUCUUCAUCCAGCCGCUGCCGCUGCUAUAAAGGGAAGCGUCUGUGGAAUCGCCUGUAACUGCACGUCUCUCCCUCGCCACCGGACCUGCCUCCUCCACCCCCCUCCUGCCAGGGAUUGUGCAUGCCAUCCAAACACCACCUCCACCCCGGCUUCUCGCAGGAACGCUGUGGAUUUUCUUUAAAGGGAGCCGGCAAGGUGUGCUGUACAACGUAGGGAGAAGCCGAGCAGCCUCGGUUCCUGUGUGUAUUAUUCCCUCCGAUAGGAUCUCAGGAGGGUUGGGUGCUGCAGGGUGCAGCGAGAUGAGCCGCUCCUGGAGGGGGGUUGUCCUGCUCUUGCUGCUCUGCUGUCUGCACCCGGAUCUCGGCUUGGUUCAUGCAACAAAAACCUUAUGUGAAGGGUCACAAUUUCAGUGUGCAAAUGGGCACUGCAUUACUUCAUUGUGGAAAUGUGAUGGAGAUGAGGACUGCUCUGAUGGCAGUGAUGAGAGUUCAUGUGUGAAGAAAACCUGUGCAGAGACUGACUUUGUCUGUAAUAAUGGUCUGUGUGUCCCAAGGCGAUGGGAGUGUGAUGGAGACCCAGACUGUGAAGAUGGAUCAGAUGAAACCGCAGAGCUAUGCCAUAUGAGAACAUGCAGGGCUACUGAAAUAAGCUGCGGUGCCCGUUCAACACAAUGUAUCCCCCUCUCCUGGAAAUGUGAUGGGGAGAGUGACUGUCCUAAUGCAGAGGAUGAAGAGAACUGUGGAAAUAUAACCUGUAGUCCAGCUGAGUUCACUUGCUCCAGUGGCCGUUGCAUUUCCAGCACUUUUGUCUGCAAUGGCCAAAAUGACUGCAGUGAUGGAAGUGAUGAAGAGAACUGUGUCCCUCCCACUUGUGGAGCUCAUGAGUUCCAGUGCAAGAAUUCUUCGUGCAUCCCUCUUAACUGGGUUUGUGAUGAUGAUUCCGAUUGUGCAGACCACUCCGAUGAGUCUCUGGAGCAGUGUGGUCGCCAGCCUAUAGCUCCCCAGAAGUGCAGUGCUAAUGAAAUGCCUUGUGGUUCUGGAGAAUGCAUACACAAAAAGUGGCGCUGUGAUGGAGACCCAGAUUGCAAGGACAAGAGUGAUGAAAUGAAUUGCCCAUCUCGUACUUGCCAACCAGACCAAUUUAAAUGUGAAGAUGGAAAUUGUAUUCAUGGCAGUAGACAAUGCGAUGGUGUGAGAGACUGCCUUGAUGGUACUGAUGAAAUACGCUGUAAAAAUGUCAAUCAGUGCUCAGGACCUGGUAAAUUCAAGUGCAGAUCUGGAGAGUGCAUCGAUAUUGCCAAGGUUUGCAACAAGCAAAAAGACUGCAAGGACUGGAGUGAUGAGCCAAUAAAGGAAUGCUAUGUCAAUGAAUGUGAAGUGAAUAAUGGUGGCUGUUCUCAUUUAUGCCAUAACCUGGUGAUUGGCUAUGAAUGUGACUGCACUGCUGGCUUUAAGCUAAUUGAUCGGAAAACAUGUGGAGAUAUAGAUGAAUGCCAAAACCCGGAAAUCUGCAGCCAGAUCUGUGUGAACCUGAAAGGUGGUUACAAAUGUGAAUGCAGUAAAGGAUAUCAGAUGGAUCCAUCCACUGGUGUUUGCAAGGCAGUAGGAAGGGAGCCGUGUCUAAUAUUUACCAACCGCCGAGAUAUCCGGAAGGUGGGACUUGAAAGAAAAGAAUACAUCCAGUUGGUGGAGCAGUUAAGGAAUACAGUAGCCCUGGAUGCCGAUAUCAAAGAACAAAGCUUAUUUUGGGCAGACACUAUCCAGAAAGCUAUAUUCCGCGCCCCAUUUGACACCCGGGAAAAAGUAGGCACCCAUAUCAAGGUUGUGGAAGAUGUGCACAGUCCAUCAGCAAUAGCAAUUGACUGGAUCUAUAAAAACAUAUAUUGGAUGGAUACUGGUUUAAAGACAAUUUCAGUGUCUAAUUUUGAUGGCUCAAAAAGGAAAACCUUGUUCAAUUCGGGGUUACAGGAUCCAACCUCCAUUGCUGUUGAUCCGAUUUCUGGAUUUAUUUACUGGUCCGACUGGGGAGAGCCUGCCAAAAUUGAAAAAGCUGGAAUGAAUGGUAUAGACAGACAACAGUUUGUAACCGCAGACGUGCAACGACCUAGCGGCAUUGCAAUUGAUGUGGUAAAAAGCCGUUUGUACUGGGUUGAUUCCAAACUCCAUACACUUUCUAGUGUGGACCUCAAUGGUCUGGAUCGCAGGGUCAUUCUGAAGUCUCAUGAGUUCCUUGCUCAUCCUCUUGCACUUACUAUAUUUGAGGAUCGUGUCUAUUGGAUUGAUGGUGAGAAUGAAGCAAUCUAUGGGGCCAACAAAUUUUCUGGCCAAGAACUGGAAACUUUAGUCAACAAUUUAAAUGAGGCCCAAGAUGUUAUAGUCUACCAUGAACUUGUCCAGCCCCUAGGUAGAAACUGGUGCAAUGAACAGAUAGAAAAUGGCGGCUGUAAAUAUCUGUGUUUACCUGCUCCACAGAUAAGUGAUAAUUCACCUAAGUAUACUUGUGUUUGUCCUGAUGGCUUUGAACUGAAUGGAGGAAGGAGCUGCAGGCCAGGUAGUAAAGCUACUAUGGAUCACACUGUCAAACCUACAGGAAUAUUGCCUAAAAAACCACUUCCAAGUGGUGAUAAUGACACUAAUUCUAUACAUGAGGUAAAUCUGUCUGCCAAAGGAACCUCUGCUGCAUGGGCGAUUCUUCCCCUCUUGUUAAUAGCAAUGGCAGCCUCUGGGGGUUAUCUGAUGUGGCGCAACUGGCAACAGAAGAAUAUGAAAAGCAUGAACUUUGAUAAUCCAGUGUACUUAAAGACAACAGAGGAGGACCUGGCAAUAGAUAUCGGAAGGCAUGGUGGGAAUAUAGGCCACACGUAUCCAGCAAUCUCUGUUGUAAACACAGACGACGACCUGUCUUGAGUAUGGUCAUUCUUGAUUGGCAUUCACCAUCCUCCUUUAGACUACACUGCUUCAACAGGGAUUUUGUUGUAUUCUGGAUGGUAACCACACCAGUGGCUGAACAACCUGUCCACCUCCAUCCAUGAGAGAAUGUGCACAGAAGAGUUGUGUGAAGAUAUGAAUGGACACACUGCCUGCAUUGGAGACCUCUUGUAAAUAUUUAUCAACAAUGUUCAGCCCUUGAUAUGGUUACCUCUAAACUAUUCGCUCCCAAUCCUUUUGUCUCUUCUCACCACUUAUUUUUUUUUCUUUGUUUCUCCUUCCAGUAUUAACACCCAGUCCUCCAAUAGGUCAAGUACUGUAUAAAGCACUUUCCAUAAAAAGCCAUAUCCCAGAAAUUGUGCUAUAUGUAGUAAGUUCACCUGUACAUAUGUGUAUAGGCAGUUUGUACAUAUCCUUAGAAGAAACACAAUCACAAUUCUGAAGCACUUUGAAAUAUUUUCAAUUGUAAAUAUGUUUCUGUAAACAGUUUUGGGUUUUUCAUUUGUUAUUUUUCCAAUGGUUGGGGCAAAUGGCAAUAGACAAAGUUACAAACGGGUUAUACAUAUCAAAUUGCCAAAUAAUUUCUAAACUUAAAUGAAUUUUGUAUGUGUGAAUGCAACUGUAAAUCUGUCUUGACUGGCCUUUUUUAUAGAGGUAUGCAGAGGGUUUACUCCCUAUUAAAAAAACAAAAAAACAAAACACUGGAGAAUCUUUUCAGAAUUAAAAUGAAAUAUGUAUUUAAAAA
Messenger RNA from Xenopus tropicalis (tropical clawed frog), 4443 nucleotides. It is a transcript of the gene vldlr, whose product is annotated as very low density lipoprotein receptor. Gene Ontology annotation, biological process: nervous system development. Gene Ontology annotation, cellular component: endomembrane system; clathrin-coated pit. NCBI's taxonomy places the organism in Eukaryota, Metazoa, Chordata, Amphibia, Anura, Pipidae. Gene Ontology annotation, molecular function: calcium ion binding. The record is from RefSeq and is a predicted model, not a curated record. The coding region runs from base 1071 to 3677 and encodes 868 amino acids. The transcript is spliced from 19 exons.